GUCUCUUCGCCCUAGCGGUAAACAUUGGUCUCGAUCUCCUUGGAGACUAUGUAGUGGAGAGUGAACGAAAUAGGACUUCAGAACGGGAUCAUGGCGGCGCCGUUUGGGCGCGACACCUUACCUGACCAAUGGUCUUUCGGUGUCUGCGGAGAUGGCAGAGUGUUUUUCGUUCACGAUGAAACGAGCACUACUACUUGGCUCCAUCCGCGAACGGGCGAACCUGUCAAUUCCGGACAUAUGAUACGGUCAGAUUUACCUCGAGGAUGGGAAGAGGGUUUCACGGACGAAGGGGCCGGCUACUUCAUAAACCAUAACCAGAGGACCACGUCGUUCCGGCACCCCGUGACGGGACAGGUGUCUCGGGAGAACGUGGAUUUUAUCCUCCAAGAACAGCCAGGUGGCCGUAUGUCCAACCCCCAGCAGGCCGACUUGAGGCUUUCCAGCACCAUCAGCGAGGCUUCCACUGUGGACACCGCUUCGGGGUCAAAGGGCUCCAGGUCCAGUGGGAGGGUGCUACAUUUUGGGAAGCGAGAGCAGUCCAUCAAGAGGAACCCCAACGUCCCAGUGGUGGUGAGAGGAUGGCUCUACAAACAGGACAGCUCUGGGAUGAGGCUUUGGAAGAGGAAGUGGUUUGUGUUGGCUGACUACUGCCUGUUCUACUACAAAGACAGUAGGGAAGAGUCAGUCCUGGGUAGUAUUCCUCUGCCCAGCUAUGUCAUCUCAGCCGUGGAACCUGAAGACCACAUCAUCCGCAAGUACGCCUUCAAGGCCAGCCACACAGGCAUGCGCUCAUAUAUUUACAACCGGAGCUCUGUGAUUGGCUCGCAGGCGGAGCACAGCGGCAUGCGGACCUACUUCUUCAGCGCCGACACACAAGAAGACAUGAACGGCUGGGUGAAGGCCAUGAACCAGGCGGCGCUGAUGCAGAACCACACCGCCAGCCUCAAGAGACCUUCGGAAACAUCGGAGAUAUCGGAAAUGCCCAGCGUGUCAGAGCGCCAGGCAGUACCACAAACCAACCACGUCAACAACUAUACUGAGAAUGCCCCCCAUCCCCCAGUCGACCUCCAUCUCCAUAGCGAUGGGGUGGUCCUCCAACCGGCUGACAUCCACCGAGAAACCGAGCAGCACUGUAGCUUCUGGAACGACACGCCCAAUCCCAUUGCUUCAGAAAUUGUCCUUGGUGGUGGGAACAUUCAAAUUGAAAUGGAUGCCGUCCCUCCUAGCAGUCUCUCUCCCCUUCCACCAUACUCAGCCUCCUCAACUACAUCUGCGCCCUCCUCCAGGGUGCAAAUGCGCGCCCCGUCGUACACCACCUCAACCCCACCCCCCGGGGCCUGUCUGAGGAACGGGACACCCACCCUGGAACCCAACGGGAUGGGGACGGGGACGUACCAGAGGGCCACCCUGCCCCCCCAGGUGAUGGAUACUCACCGGCAGGUGCAGAGGAGGAGUGCCCUGGAGCAGGUGGAACACUGGGUCAAGGUGCAGAGGGUCGAGCACAAAGGUACCCCCUCUAGAGGGAGUACCCUGCCCCGCCACACCCCUCCGACCCAGCCCACGUUCAUCGGCCAGGAGGCCUACCAGACACUACCAAAGACCCCACGCCACAGCCCCCCCACGGCUGCACGCCACGGGGAGUACAAAUACGCCCAGGACCGCCUUAGCCACUUCCGCCUCGGACCCCCGAACUCCCAGGGUACCGUUGCCAGGGACGGGGGUGGCAUCGGUGGGCCUGGCACCGUAUGGCAGCUGUAUGAGUGGCAGCAGCGCCACCAGUUCCGCCACGGCAGCCCCACCGCCCCCCUCUACACACCUUCCCCGGACUACCCCUUCGGGAACAGGCCCCCCUCCACGGUCCCCCCCCCACGGCCCAGCUCCGAGGUGCCCCGCUGUGUGUCGGUACCCCCUGAUCCCUCUGACAUCCCCCCACUGGGACCCCCAAGGAGCUCCAGGGCCCUGUCCCCCCCGCGGAGGCCCCAUACGCCUGCUGACCGGGUGGUAGUAAUGCCCCUGGGAGAGAGGCCCGCGCUGGAUGUGCCUGUGGCUGGGUCCCCCCGGAGAGCCAAGUCUCAGUUGCUCAACGCUGCCACCAUCGACAGACGGUCCAUCCCUCCCUCCUGCUACAUCACACACACGGUCAGCGCGCCCAGCCUUCACGGGAAGACGCCGGAGGAACUCACCCUCCUGCUCAUUCAGCUCCGGAGGCAUCAGGCAAAGAUGGCCGCCGCUCGCCACCACACGGUAACCCAGAUGCAGCACUUCAACUACAGCCCCUCUGGCCCCCACCUCCGCCCCACCAACAACAACCCCCUCUUCUCCUCCGGCCCUUCUUCUCUGGGGUCCUUACUAGGCCCCCCAGGCCCCAUGGGCCGCGGCAGCAGCAACCAGGUUGACGAUACUUACAUGCAACUGAAGAAGGACCUGGAGUAUCUAGACUUGAAGAUCAAAAGUUUAGAGCCGUUGAUCCUCAUGGCUCACAGUGUGCUACUGCACUGCACUGCCGGGCCUCUCGGGCCACUAUGGAACGUGGUUGGAAGUCCGUCGUUGAAAGAAGUGACGAAACCUGUCAAAAUAGCUGAGAGUGACGUUGAUGUGAAACUCAGUGGGUUAUGUGAGCAGGACAAGAACCUGAAGGAUCUGGAGGUCCAGAUCAGCUCUCUGAAGAACAAUAAGGACAAGCUGGAGUCGGUUCUGGACCUGUCCCGCCAACAGAUGGAGCAGUACAGAGACCGGCCGGCCCACCUGGAAAAGAUAGCCUACCAGCAGAGACUCCUACAGGAGGACGUGGUGCACAUCAGGGCCCAGAUCUCCAGAGUGUCCACGGAGAUGUCCCGGGCCUGGGAGGAGUACAGCAGGCUAGAGAGCUCAGUGGAACAGCUGAGGACCGCGCUACAGACCACCAUGAACUACAGCACCACCUCUCAGCGGGAGAAAUCUGAGAUAAAGCGGGAGCUGUGGAGAAUGGAAGACGUGAUGGCAGGGCUGAGCGCCAGCAAAGCCAACUACAAGAUCACCAUCAACUCAGUGCAGAACCCAGAGAGGAAACUAGUGCCUUCGGUGUUGGACCCUGCAGUGCCUUCCCAGUGCCCUACACCCCCACCUGGGGAGGUUAGGCCCCCUCCUCUCAGCUCCUACAUACUGCCUCACAACCCUGUGCCAAAGUGGGCAAAAGAUGAGGCUCCUCCCAGGCCGCCCCUGCCCCGCCUUUACGACUAUGAAGACCCGCCCCCCACCAUCCCACCCCUCCCCAAAGAGGCAGCAGCGGUCGUAAGACACACGUCGGUUCGAGGGCUCAAACGCCAGUCAGACGAGCGGAAGAGAGACCGUGAGGUCGGAGGGUGUGUCAACGGAGACUGUAAGGUGGAGCUGCGGUCGUACCUCAGUGAACCAGAGCUGCCGGGGAUGGGCCGGAGCAGCAUAGGGUCUGAGGGGGGCUACCAGACCCUCCCAAACAAAGGUCUGUCAAGCUCAUCGUCGCAGCUGAACCAAUCCAACCAAUCCAAUAUCUCCUCCUACGUGACCCUAAGGAGAGGAGUGGCUGGCUCAGCAGGGAGGGAGAGACCUAAGAGUGCCUUGGAGCAGCUGUACUCUUCUGACCAGCAGCCCCAGUCUCUGGCCCAGGCCCCCCGGAGCCGCAUGAGUGCUGAGGAGCAGCUGGAGCGUAUGAAGAGACACCAGAGGGCCCUGGUCCGCGAGCGCAAGAGGAACCUCAGCCAGGGAGAACGUCACACCACCACCCAUCGUUCCUCAUCCACUACCAGGCCUCUCUCCUCCACUGACCUGGGCUCAUUGAGGCGAGAGCAGCAGGACUUUGAUUUGCAGCAGGAGCAGAAAGCUCAGGUGGUGGAGCGACUGGGUGCCGAGGGCCAGAGCGACGAGGGGCGCAGAGAGCUGAAGGAAAGGGAGAGGAUCCAAUCAGAUGAGUGGCUCACGGUGAUGGCCACGCCCAUGAGGGGGACUGACAUGGAGCCCCUCGACUACGACCUGAACCUCAGUCGUGAGCUGUCCAAGCCCCAGAAGGUGCCUAUCUCAGAGCGCUAUGUGGAGUCAGACCCCGGGGAGCCUCUGAGCCAGGAGCAGAUGGAGGAGCGUCAACGCAGAGCAGAACGCAUCAGAAACAUCCUGGCCAAAUCCAAUGUUCAGAACACACAUCCGUCGUCUGGUGUGGCUGUCCCACUGGACUUUACUGAUCUGGACCUAGCCAUGCAGCAGCAGAAGAGGAUUAUGAACGUGUCUCACGCCUUGGCCUCUGAAGCCUCCAUCAAGAGCAAGCAGUUCACAGGUCAGCUCAUACACACACACAUGGACACUUGUAAAAACACACGUAAACACAUACACACUACAUAUACACUCAGUGGCCAGGCAGACAGGCAUCAAGGCAUUCAGUUACUGUUCGAUGGAACGUUAGAAUGGGCAAAACGAGUGACCUAAGCGACUUUGAGGCAAAUAACAUCACAGUACAACAUUGGUGUGCAGAAUGGCAUCUUGGAACGCACAACUCAUCGAUCCUAGUCACGGAUGGGCUAUUGCAGCAGGCGACCAUACCGGGUUCCACUGCUAUCAGCUGAAAGCAAGCAGAAACGGCUGCGCGAUCACCAACACUGGACAAAUGAGGAGUGGUAAAACAUUGCAGCGGUGUAAUGGUGUGGGGAUUGAUUUCCUGGCACAUGUUAGGUCCCUUGAUACCAAUUGAGCAAUGUUUACAUACUCUAGAGGCAAAAGGUUGUCCGACCCAGUACUAGAUGGGUGUACAGUGGGGCAAAAAAGUAUUUAGUCAGCCAUCAAUUGUGCCGGUUCUCCCACUUAAAAAGAUGAGAGGCCUGUAAUUUUCAUCAUAGGUACACUUCAACUAUGACAGA
This is a messenger RNA of Oncorhynchus keta (chum salmon), 4862 nucleotides long. RefSeq names its product pleckstrin homology domain-containing family A member 7-like. The transcript has 28 exons. Gene Ontology annotation, molecular function: protein binding. The record is from RefSeq and is a predicted model, not a curated record. Lineage: Eukaryota; Metazoa; Chordata; Actinopteri; Salmoniformes; Salmonidae. Bases 91 to 4434 code for a protein of 1447 amino acids.